GCGAGCGUCGGUCGCUGCGGCAGCGCCAUCUUGGACAUCGACCACCGGCAGCGGCGAGUUUCAAUAGACCUUGACGUGAUGAAGAUUUGCAUAGAGUCCUUUUGUUUCUUUUGCUGACUACCAUGCUCUGCGGAGGCCGCAUGCUACUUUAGAAUUGCUAAAGACGACCACUGACAGUACACUGACAUCUGAUCUUCCUGCUUCGACGCUGAUACUCUGAUACGUCCUCAGGCAAUAGUCAAACACUACUUCCAUGGGCUCAUUUUUCAGCUUUUUGACCGCUGCUUACUAUGUUCCAAAGCUCUAUUUUGCUUCGUCUCCUGCCGUGGUAGCCGUAAGAAAGACGUUCAAUGGCAAGCAGGUAGACAGGAUAUCCCUCCGAGACCUGGUGCAGGCAAGAUGUCCCAGUCUGCUGAGUCCUUUCAAGCCAGUAUGGUGGCUUUUCAGUGGUCACCUACAAACGUUGUAUUGUGUUCUCGGUGACUUCUCCAAAAUAGAUAAGGUAGAAUACGAUAGAACCCUUCUCCGACUUUUGGACGGCGGAACAAUAGGAUUAGACUUCACGCCUUCUAUGAACGGAAGGACUCUGCCAGAUGAAACACCGAUUGUCGUAGUGCUGCAUGGCUUGACCGGAGGUUCUCAUGAGUCGUACGUUCGAGCAAUCCUAGCUCCGGCGUGCACACCUGUUGAGAAGGGUGGUCUAGGAUAUCGUGGAGUCGUUGUUAAUUUUCGCGGCUGUGCUGGAGUACCCGUCACAAGCCCCCAACUUUACUCUGCUGGGUUCACGAACGAUAUUCGCACGGCCUUGCUAUACAUUUCCAAACGAUAUCCGAAAGCUCCGUUGCUUGGUGUUGGUUUCUCUCUUGGAGCAAACGUCCUGACACGAUAUCUGGCCGAAGAAGGCGAGCAGAGCCGACUGAGGGCUGGUUGUGUAUUAGCAUGCCCUUGGGAUCUUCUCGCCAAUAGUGAAUUGAUGGAAGGUGACUGGUUCCACCGCACAACGUACUCAAGUGGUAUGGCUAGUAAUUUGAAGGUGCUACUCAAACGUCAUCAUGAUGAAUUCGCCAAAUUCCCUCAAUCCGAGCUUUACAAGGCCAUGCAAGUUCUCUUGACGGUUCCUAGGCCGUCCUUGAUCCAGUUUGAUGAUACCGUCACUUGCGUGGGUGGAGGACCUUCACCACCUUUCCCUUUUGCAUCUGGGCGUGAUUACUACGUAUGGGCCUCAAGCCACAAACUUCUUCCUCAAGUUCGUGUACCUUUCCUCGCGCUCAAUGCUUCAGACGAUCCGAUCGUCAAGGAGCUGCCCACGAAAGCCGGAGAAAGUGCCUUAAGUCCCUGGGUGGUCUUCUGCGUGACUGAAGGCGGUGGUCAUUUGGGUUGGUUCGAGAAGGGCUCGGGCCUUUUCUCAUUAAACCGCUGGAUGGGCAAACCUGUCAUGGAAUGGCUGAGAGUUGUAGGUGAGGAAGUGGCUGUGGAAGUGCGGGGCAAGGCACUUCAUGAAGUGAAUGGCUUCGUGAUGGAGGAAGGGAGAGAUGACAUCGGAUACAGGGAAAUUGGGAGCGGAGGACAUGUGGUCGGUGUCGAAGGUGAAGAAGGUCUGCUUGCAGGAUUAUGAAUACCAAAUAGAGAAUCCCCCACGUAAUAAUCCUUAUUUCUGAGGAUGAUAGAGAUGUUAUAGAUGAGCCUGAUGCAUACACUCGAAUAUACACUAGAGUUAUAGUUUUUAGUCGCUAUCGCUGAAAGUCGCUCCGCUUUCUUCCUCCUCCUCGUCUGGCGUUGCAGAACGCUCAUACUGACUGAUAUCAACCGAGACAGUACCUUCCUCUAGAAGACUGGCAUCCGAGACUGCCAAGCUCUUGUCACGUUCAAAGAGUUGCCGUC
This is a messenger RNA of Somion occarium, 1881 nucleotides long. Lineage: Eukaryota; Fungi; Basidiomycota; Agaricomycetes; Polyporales; Cerrenaceae. The record is from the annotation of a GenBank genome assembly.